AGGUUAUACAGUAGGCGCAUAUUUGGCAUCAGCAGAGACCUCGUCGUGCCCGUACUCUCAUUUCUUCGCCGUAUUUUCUCUCUCCGGCUCAAGAGUCCGGAGGAAGUAGAGAGAGAAACUCGAAGGCGAGGUAGAGAGAGAGAGAGAGAGGUACAGUUUCUCCUGAUCCCUCUGAGAAAUCCUCAAUUAGUCAAUUGUGUUCUUGGAUGCACUGUUGCUGCAGAUUGGAUGUCUCCCCUGCUUUCAUUUCGUGGAGUGGCAUCGUGCUCUGUUGGUUCUUGCCUUCUCAGUUAGUAUGCCUUAGUCGUGCUCUGCGAUUGAUUUGAUUCAAUUUUUCAUUGAUCUUGCUACCCUCAACAUAUCCCCCUUUCAUUUUCUUGGUUUGCUUCUCGGAAAUUUGUGGUUUUAAACAGGUUUGUUUGGUUGGUGUUGCUUAAUUUCGGUUCUUGACUGUGCUUGCUUGGGAUGAGCUUUAGCCUGGUUCGACAUUACAAGAUGCGUUCUUUCUAGAAGUCGCAGCCUCAAAGCUCAUCUUCUAUGAGCUGGUCGCUGUAUCGUGGAUUGCAUGGGGUGGCGUACCGGUGUUUUGGGCCGUGGAGUGGAUGGAAAUCUGCAAUCCCUUUUGUAGGCUUAGGUGGCUUGAAGCUAAAUUUCUGCGAAUUGUGGUGAUUUCUGGAUAUUCUGAUUGAAUUAGUUGUAUGAUAGUCUUUUUGAUUAUAGGAAGAUAUAUGUUAGAACAUCAAGAGUGUCGAAUCAGGUUUGUCAGUGUGAACUUGUUUGGAGCUAAAUGCUUGAUGAAAGGAGUUUAGGAUAUCUCUUUGAGCGCUGCCUGCAAUAGAUGUAUAUUGAGACUGACAUAGGAGUAGAGUUGGGUAGUCCGACUCCCGAAGGAACAAAGCAGACUUAAUUUGAGAUAGAAUUUCGCAGGAAUCAUGUUCUAGUAUGAAGCAAGUUAAAAGGAACCUGAAUGGGGGAAAAAACAUACCUUGCUUGGUCAUGAGAGACAUUAUUGCUGUAUAAAAUAGGUAUGUCACCUUCAAUUAGUUCUUGAUUAAUUUCAUUGAAGGUGGAGGGCUGUACUAGGUCCUUAUCUAUUAUGUGUUGUACCUAAACAUGGAAAUCACCAGUUGAGGGCACUGUGCAUGUGCAAGCUGCUUGUUCCCCUGGUGCAGGUAGUUUCAGAAUUAUGAUCUAUCUACUUGUGGCAGGAUUCUGCUUGUUUUUUUUUUGGAAUGGUUCUCUUUCUGUACUUAUGAUUCUGUUAUUUUCUAUCAUUUGUUCAUAUUUAUGCUUGUCUGUUUGUCUUUUCUGUUGUAAUAUCUAUCGUCUAUUGCCCUUCAAGUGGCUUAGCAUAUUCCAGUGAAUGAUUAUGAAUCAAAGUAACAGGAGGCUGCCAUCAAUUACUCUUGCUCUUUAGCAUGUCAUUGUCAAUUCAGCUGAUUUAAUGCUGGCAAAUUGCCAUGAAGGUUACUUUAGGUGUCGAUUCAUCUGAUUUCUCAGAACUACCAGAAGCAAGAUGUUGCUUAGUUAGUGAUACCAUCUCAUAAUGCUCACGCUUUUGCGGGAAAUGGAGGAUCAACCAGUCAAUCCCAUGUCCAAGUCCAACCAUGGAUUCUUGUCAGGAAAUGUCUAUCAGAUGAAGCAAUCCGGACAUAAAAUCCAUGAUAGGGACUCCUCAUCAGAGUCUGGUCGGUCCCACCUAGAAGCAUCCGCAGUGAGUGAGAGCAGUCUAAAUGCACAACACACCUCAACGCAAUCUGACUAUGAUGAUGGCCAUGGGAAGCAUAAUCAGGACUCGACGAAGUCAGUAUUGUCCUUGGGGAAACAAGGAUCUGCCUUUUUGGCCCCAAAACUAGAUUACAGCCCAUCUUUUGCAUGUAUUCCUUAUGCUGUUGAUGUUUAUUAUGGUGGGGUAUUGACUGGAUAUGCUCCACAUGCCAUUGUUCAUCCCCAGCAAAAUGAUACAACAAACUCUCGGGUUCCGUUGCCUGUUGAACCUGCAGCAGAAGAGCCAAUAUUUGUUAAUGCAAAGCAAUACCAUGCAAUCCUUAGGAGGAGGCAGAUACGUGCCAAAUUGGAGGCCCAAAAUAAGCUGGUGAAAGAUCGGAAGCCAUACCUUCAUGAAUCUCGACACCGCCAUGCCAUGAAGCGGGCUCGUGGAUCAGGAGGGCGGUUCCUCAACACAAAGCAGCUCCAGGAGCAGAGCCAGCAGCAGCAGGCAUCAGGUGGUUCAAGCUGCACAGAGGUCAUUGGCAACAGCGCUAGCUCCCAAAGUGGCCCCACUCGCACGCCUUCGACACCUGCUCCCCUUGACACCGCGAGUGCUUCGAGGGCCAACCAGGACCGCAUCUUCUUCCCCUCGGCUGGCUUCCGUCCCACCGGGAGCUUCAGCGCGCAAGGUGGAGGAGACGCAAAGCUUGCUAAGAAUGGCAUGCAGCAGCGUGUUUCCUUCAUCAGGUGAAGAAAGUGAAAUGGGGCACAGCACCAUCACCUGGUGCGUUGCCUGUGGCAACUCAUCCUUGGCUUAUGAAAUUGUGAAUAUGUAUUGGACAUGUAGCUUACCAGCUUCAGUCUCAGAAUAACCAAACAUAUGCGAGUCCUUUCAAGUUCCCUGUAGUUAAAAGCACUGGCUGGUUAUGAGUUUGUUUCUGGAGAUUUGGAACCCGUGCUUGAUAGACUAUACCUUGUACUGAAUUCUGAGGUGAAGACCUCGAAACUUGCUCGUGUGGUUCAGUACCUGUUGAUUUUGUGUAUGCUAGGCUGGCUUUGCAGUUUGCAAUGUCUGACUUUUAGUA
Messenger RNA from Phragmites australis (common reed), 2795 nucleotides. Its product is annotated as nuclear transcription factor Y subunit A-3-like. Bases 1547 to 2461 code for a protein of 304 amino acids. The record is from RefSeq and is a predicted model, not a curated record. Gene Ontology annotation, cellular component: CCAAT-binding factor complex. NCBI's taxonomy places the organism in Eukaryota, Viridiplantae, Streptophyta, Magnoliopsida, Poales, Poaceae. Gene Ontology annotation, molecular function: DNA-binding transcription factor activity, RNA polymerase II-specific; RNA polymerase II cis-regulatory region sequence-specific DNA binding. The transcript is spliced from 6 exons. Gene Ontology annotation, biological process: regulation of transcription by RNA polymerase II.